Molecule: messenger RNA, 2018 nt
Organism: Ornithorhynchus anatinus (platypus)
Lineage: Eukaryota; Metazoa; Chordata; Mammalia; Monotremata; Ornithorhynchidae
Gene: NFYC
Product: nuclear transcription factor Y subunit gamma
Exons: 10
Coding region: 241-1272 (343 amino acids)
Biological process (GO): regulation of DNA-templated transcription
Cellular component (GO): CCAAT-binding factor complex; nucleus
Molecular function (GO): protein heterodimerization activity; DNA-binding transcription activator activity, RNA polymerase II-specific; DNA binding
Source: RefSeq, a predicted model, not a curated record
GCGUUGGGAGCCUCGGAGUUGGGGACCGAAGCAGGGGUCAGCUCAAAGACAAAGAAAAAUGGCGAAGAGCCGGCGGGGAGGGCAGCCUCCAAGGCCGCCGACGGGAGAGGACAGGCCUCGGUCGUGUUUCCGCCUCCCCUGCUUGCCUUUUGUUCCCUCCGUCCUCUGGUCGGGGGGUGGGGGGGCUGAGAGUGACUUAAAUUCUCCCCGUCCGAGGAGGUGUAAAUAACUACAUGUAAAAUGAAUGCCGUUCCCGCUCUCAGAAUGUCCACAGACGGCGGGUUUGGCGGAGCCGGCAGCAGUGAUGCCCAGCAAAGCUUGCAGUCCUUCUGGCCCCGGGUCAUGGAAGAGAUUCGGAAUCUGACAGUGAAAGACUUCCGUGUGCAGGAGCUCCCACUGGCCCGUAUUAAGAAGAUCAUGAAACUGGAUGAAGAUGUGAAGAUGAUCAGUGCCGAAGCCCCCGUCCUGUUCGCCAAGGCUGCCCAGAUUUUCAUCACAGAGCUGACCUUGCGAGCGUGGAUACACACAGAAGACAACAAGCGCAGAACGCUCCAGCGGAACGACAUCGCCAUGGCAAUCACCAAAUUUGACCAGUUCGACUUCCUCAUCGACAUUGUUCCCCGGGACGAACUCAAACCCCCGAAGCGCCAGGAGGAAGUACGCCAGGCCGUGACUCCGGCCGAGCCCGUCCAAUACUACUUCACCCUGGCCCAACAGCCCACCGCGGUCCAGGUCCAGGGGCAGCAACCGGGGCAGCAGACCACGACUUCCACCACCACCAUCCAGCCCGGACAGAUCAUCAUCGCCCAGCCCCAGCAGGGACAGACCACCCCGGUGACCAUGCAAGUGGGCGAAGGGCAGCAGGUGCAGAUCGUCCAGGCGCAGCCGCAGGGCCAGACGCAGCAGGCACAGAGCGGGACUGGACAGACCAUGCAGGUCAUGCAGCAGAUCAUCACCAACACGGGGGAGAUCCAGCAGAUACCAGUCCAACUUAACGCCGGUCAGCUGCAGUACAUCCGACUGGCACAGCCCGUCUCGGGCACCCAGGUCGUCCAGGGGCAGAUCCAGACACUCGCCACCAACGCACAACAGAUCACACAGACGGAAGUACAGCAGGGGCAGCAGCAGUUCAGCCAGUUCACGGAUGGUCAGCAGCUCUACCAGAUCCAGCAAGUGACCAUGCCCGCCGGCCAGGAUAUCGCCCAGCCUAUGUUCAUCCAAUCCGCCAGCCAGCCCGCCGACGGACAGGCCCCCCAGGUCACGGGGGACUGAGCGGGGCGGGGACCCGUGCUGCGGCAGCGUGAAGAGUCGAGCCAGCCCAGCUGGCCUUGGCCACAGCAGCCCGGCGACAAGCACUCACCCUCUCCAGCCGCGGCGCCUGGCCUUACCCAGGGCCUCCGCGGGCCGGUCGGAACCCGGGGGCGGUGCCCAGCCCAGCAGGGGAGAGAGUAUCUCUCCAACCGAAAGAUGCCAUAUUUUUGAUUUCCGAUUCCAAGAAUUCCAACUCAUCGAGCGGUUUGUCCAGUGCGGUAAAAUGGGAAACGUUAAUAAUAAUGAUAACUGCUCUGGAAUUUUAUUGAACACGCCGGCCGGAGAGACGUCUUUCCACCAUCCUCCCCAGGUCCCUCUGAAUGAACGUCAUCCACCUUCCUCCCCAUCGUCCCAGCUGGAAUUAGAUAAACACGUCCCAUCCUGAGAGUCUGAUGUUCCCGGCCCUUCUCCCCUUCUGUUCACUGACUCUCCCCUUGUUUAAUGCUGGGUCUUUUCAUCCUCCGCAAAAAACAUUCCUUACGUUAUAUGAGUGAAUUUCCCCUGGUCGGGCCCAGCCAUGUCCUAGCCCAUGCCGGACUCCCAAGACCCCCACCCCCGACCCACAGGGGGCCCGGAACUCUCUGCGCCAUGUUUGACCUUUUUUUUUUUCCUUUUAGGAUUUGUUUUAUAAAUGACCUUAUAUGCUAGUCCCCAUCGCUGCAUGUACUUCAAACUGCAUGAAAUGCAAUAAAUCUCAUUUUUAGAUA